AAGGAACCCACGCCGGCCAUCUUUUGGAGAAAAGUAUGGAUAAGACGACAGAGCAGAUGAGGAAGACAGCAGAAAGUGAAGAAAAGGGAGGAAAAUUGGAAGGUCUGCCAAUGGAGACAAGUCCAUACACACAGUACUCGGACUUGGAGGAUUACAAGCGAAAGGGAUAUGGAACAGAAGGCCAUCUCCAACCAAAGCCCGGUAGAGGUAGCUCCACCGACGCCCCCACAAUUUCUGGUGCCUCCGUCUCUUCUCGGUCUGAACUUUCCUCCACUGAUGCCAAGAACCGCCACGGGGUCCCUUAGUUUUUCUUGAGUUUGUUUUGUGCGUGUUUGAGAGCCUGGACUACUUGUAAGACGCCCUCCUUGGGUUCAAAGAGAAGCAAGAAAUGCGUUUGAAAUUAAUCUUCUUUUUGUAUUAUGAAUGAAUUAUCAUUUCAAAUGGCAACUUUGUGUCUUUGAUGUUA
This is a messenger RNA of Vitis riparia (riverbank grape), 466 nucleotides long. RefSeq lists its product as uncharacterized. The coding region runs from base 36 to 305 and encodes 89 amino acids. The record is from RefSeq and is a predicted model, not a curated record. NCBI's taxonomy places the organism in Eukaryota, Viridiplantae, Streptophyta, Magnoliopsida, Vitales, Vitaceae. The transcript has a single exon.